Messenger RNA from Rhipicephalus sanguineus (brown dog tick), 1469 nucleotides. It is a transcript of the gene CCAP-R, whose product is annotated as cardioacceleratory peptide receptor. Gene Ontology annotation, biological process: G protein-coupled receptor signaling pathway. Gene Ontology annotation, cellular component: membrane. The coding region runs from base 337 to 1152 and encodes 271 amino acids. Gene Ontology annotation, molecular function: vasopressin receptor activity. Lineage: Eukaryota; Metazoa; Arthropoda; Arachnida; Ixodida; Ixodidae. The transcript is spliced from 6 exons. The record is from RefSeq and is a predicted model, not a curated record.
UCCGCUCUGCCGGAAGCAUGAGCGCACCCCUCUAAAGUAAACGGGCAGCCGUGCAGGGGUGAUUAACAGCACUCAGCUUAAGCGUCAAAUACGAAGCGUCGUUCAUUAAUUUCAUGGCCGUAAAUGUGUGCUCAGCGACAACUACCCUGCAUUUAACCUUACCUAGCUUGACCCAUCUUUUGUCGCUGCGAUGGUGCUGUUCAUUACGUUUAUGCGCUUUCUUUAUGCCUCCUUGCGCAGGUGGAGACGUUGACCUUCCUGUGGAUCCUGUUCGCCUGCAUUGUUCUCGGCAACAGUGCGGUACUGGCAGCGCUUCCCAAGGGCAGAAAGUCUCGCAUGAACUUCUUCAUCAUGCACCUCGCCAUUGCAGAUCUCGGCGUGGGUCUGGUGAGUGUUCUGACGGACAUCAUCUGGAAAACUACCGUCGACUGGCACGGAGGCAACUUCGGCUGCAAAAUCGUCAAGUUUGCGCAGGUCCUGGUUACAUACUCUUCGACAUAUGUGCUGGUGGCGUUGAGCAUCGACCGGUAUGAUGCCAUCACUAGGCCUAUGAAUUUCUCAGGAAGCUGGAGGCGUGCGCGCUGGCUGGUAGCGCUAGCCUGGGCGGCAUCGGUGGCCAUGUCGUUGCCCUCCAUCUUUCUCAACGGAGAGGCGUUAGUGCACGGCCGCCUCCAAUGCUGGAUCGAACUCGAGCUGUGGCAGUGGCAAGUGUACAUGACACUGGUGGCUGGCUCCCUAUUCUUCAUACCGGCCUUGCUGAUCGCCGCCUGCUACAGCGUCAUCGUGUACACCAUAUGGAAGCGGAGCAAAAUAAUAAAAGGAGUUCACGGGAAGGAUAUCGACACGAGGCGAACGAGCUCUCGGGGUGUGAUUCCAAAAGCGAAAGUCAAGACAGUCAAGAUGACUCUAAUCAUAGUUCUAGCGUUCGUCUUCUGCUGGAGCCCUUACUUCAUCUACGACCUGCUUCAAGUGUACGGCGCGACUCCGAAGACUCAGGCGGCCAUCGCCGUGGCAACGUUCAUCCAGAGCCUGGCUCCGCUGAACAGCGUCGCCAACCCGCUCAUUUACUGCUUCUUCUCGAGUAACAUGUGCCGCCACAUUCGGCACGAGGCUCUCCUGACCUUGUCGCCCCACGAACCGCCGUCUUUAUGAUCCGCGCGCAACGCCCGCGUCUCGGGCAACAGGUCGUACGUGACGCAUUCGACGGGGAUAUCCAACUCGGUACUCUGAAGACGGGCGACGCAACUGAUGAAUGAGAGGCGAAGCUUGGAGCGCAUGUUACAGAGACUGGAUAGACCCCAGGCUGUUUCUCAACCUCGCCAUUGUUGUCUUCAUUCAUACGUGUGGUAAACUCUUGAGAUGCGUGAACGCGCACUAUUUGAAUGUUUUAUCUUUGUGUGAUCCGUGAUACGCUAGAUCCAAUGCGCGUAUGCGUCUUAUAACACACACUACCACCGGCAGUGUCUGCA